AUUUAUCAAUUAUUAGUUGUUUAUUUAUUUAUUAUAUAAAGUGGGAGAGGGAGGGGGAGUGGGGAUGUGCUGUGCAAGGUUUUUAGGGCUCAGAAGCUCUCACUCACUCUCCGAAUCUCUUCGCCCUUCCGAGAAUCCUCGAGAAGAUUCAUGUCAAACUCAACUAACUCAUCAUCAGUCGAGCCUGCACUUCUGAGUGAGAAUGUGCAGAUGCUGGCUGCGGUCGAUGACGACCACGGCGGUGUGAUUGUCGAAAUGAGUAAGCCGAUGGAUGCCGAAACUUUUGCUUCUUCGUUGCGAGCAUCUUUAUCUGAUUGGAAGAACAAGGGAAUAAAAGGUGUCUGGAUAAAGUUGCCCAGAGAGCUUGUUAAUCUUAUUCAACCUGCUCUUGAGGAGGGAUUUUGGUUCCACCAUGCGGAGCCGAGUUAUCUGAUGCUUGUCUAUUGGAUUCCUAAUACAGAACAUAAUACAAUACCCGCGAAUGCUAGUCACAAGGUGCGCAUUGGCGCUUUCGUGAUGGACGAUCGGCGACAGGUGCUGGUGGUCCAAGAAAAGAAUGGUAAACUUCGCGGCUUGGGCGUGUGGAAGCUUCCAACAGGAACGGUCGAUGAAGGCGAAGAUUUACAUGUUGGAGCAUUGAGAGAAGUGAAAGAAGAGACAGGGAUAGACACUGAAUUUGUUGAAGUUCUCGCGUUCAGGCAGAGUCACAAAUCGUUAUUCGAGAAGUCGGAGCUGUUCUUCCUCUGCUUGUUACGCCCGCUUUCGUUUGAAAUUCAAAGGCAGGAAUCAGAAAUCGAUGCAGCAGCGGUAAUGACAAACUUGACAUGGAUGCCGAUCGACGACUUCAAAGCGCAACCAUUUGUCCAGAACAAUGAUAUCUGGAAGCACAUGGUCGAAAUUUGUUCGGCGCGGGUCGACGGGUCUUACACCGGAUUCUCGUCGACUUACCUACGAUCGACGUUCACCGAUUCGUGGAAUUAUCUGUACUGGAACCAAGGAAACCGCGACCCGCAUUCGAGGGCUAGUAACAUGAACAAUAACAGCUAAAUUUUCUGUUUGCAGUAUCAGAUGAUCACAAUGGUUUUUGUUUACACUAUUCUUAUAAAUGUUUUACUUAAUUUAUCUAAUUUGUGUUGAUUUUGUUGUCCUAAUGUAACUAAUGUAUGCUUAUGAUCAAAUUUCAAUGUAAUUUUAGAAGUUUCU
Molecule: messenger RNA, 1203 nt
Organism: Ananas comosus (pineapple)
Lineage: Eukaryota; Viridiplantae; Streptophyta; Magnoliopsida; Poales; Bromeliaceae
Product: nudix hydrolase 2-like
Exons: 9
Coding region: 151-1047 (298 amino acids)
Molecular function (GO): ADP-ribose diphosphatase activity; NAD binding; NADH pyrophosphatase activity
Source: RefSeq, a predicted model, not a curated record